Paramisgurnus dabryanus is the source of this 2281-nucleotide messenger RNA. It is a transcript of the gene pi4k2b, whose product is annotated as phosphatidylinositol 4-kinase type 2 beta. Gene Ontology annotation, biological process: endosome organization; phosphatidylinositol phosphate biosynthetic process; Golgi organization. The record is from RefSeq and is a predicted model, not a curated record. Gene Ontology annotation, molecular function: 1-phosphatidylinositol 4-kinase activity. NCBI's taxonomy places the organism in Eukaryota, Metazoa, Chordata, Actinopteri, Cypriniformes, Cobitidae. Gene Ontology annotation, cellular component: endosome; plasma membrane; trans-Golgi network.
CGCAUGCGUGAGCAUAGAGGAAGUCGGUAAUGGUGACGGAUGAUGUGGAUGUGAAGCAAUCGAGAGCAUCCGCGCGUUUUCAGGAAUAUAACAAACUCCUUACGACGGACACACAGCUAUGACGCGGGAUUUAUAUGAUUUGUAAUAGAAGUGUCUGAGUGUGACAGAAUUGAUCCGUGUUUUACGAUGAUGGCAGAGUACGAUCCCACCGAAGGCGAGCCGGGGAAAGGCGGUGGAGAUUUAACACCGGAGACGAACUUUCUCCCGUCGGAUGUGCCCGCGGUGUUAUUUGAAAAGACCCGGCCCUUGCCGUCACUAGGACUGUCGCUUAACCCCGGUGCAGCUGUCCGCAUCUCGGACUCGGCGGAAAGCGUGCUGACAGAGCUGGAGGCGGACGGUUCGGGAGAAGAGGCGCUUCUGUUACCGGGACCGGCAGGAAAUCUCUCACCCCGGGCAGGCAGAGAGAAGAGGACGCGGAGGAACAGACGCAGCUCAUCUUCUGAUAACCUCGCGUCUCCAGGUUAUAGCAGUGGAGAAUUCAAUCAUUUCCCAGAGGACCCCGAGUUUGGAGAGAUUAUUCAAAGGGCGGAGCAGGCCAUAGAAAAUGGCGUCUUUCCCGAACGUAUCUCGCAAGGAUCCAGCGGAAGUUACUUUGUCAAGGAUCCUAAAGGGAAAAUCAUCGGUGUAUUUAAACCAAAAUCAGAGGAGCCUUAUGGUCACUUAAACCCUAAAUGGACCAAAUACUUCCAUAAAGUCUGCUGCCCGUGCUGUUUCGGCCGCGGUUGCCUCAUCCCCAACCAGGGCUACCUCUCUGAGGCAGCUGCCUCGCUUGUGGACCAAAAACUAGGUUUGGGAAUUGUACCCAAAACGAAGGUUGUAUCUUUGGCCAGCGAGACAUUUCACUAUAGUGCCAUUGACCGUGCCAAAUCCCGUGGUAAGAAAUACGCACUGGAGAAGGUCCCCCAAGUCGGUCGACGCUUUCACAGAGUUGGUCUUCCUCCAAAGGUGGGCUCAUUUCAGUUGUUUGUAGAGGGCUACCACGAAGCAGACUAUUGGCUGAGGAAGUUUGAGGCGGAGCCUCUGCCGGAAAACAUGAGGAAACAGCUUCAGUCUCAGUUUGAGAGGCUGGUGGUGUUGGAUUAUGUCAUCAGAAACACUGACAGAGGAAAUGAUAACUGGUUGAUCAAGUACGAGAAGCCGGGGGAUGGAGAAUUGGCAGAGAAGGAAUCUGACUGGACGGACUCAAAAGAUUCAGCCAUUAAAAUAGCAGCUAUAGAUAAUGGUUUGGCCUUCCCUUUUAAACACCCUGACGAGUGGAGAGCAUAUCCGUUCCUCUGGGCUUGGUUGCCACAGGCCAAAGUGUCAUUCUCUGAAGAGACCAGAGACCUUGUGCUCUCACGCAUCUCCGACAUGAACUUUGUACAGGACCUCUGUGAGGACCUUUAUGAGAUGUUCAAGCCAGAUAAAGGAUUCGACAAAACCAUGUUUGAGAAACAGAUGUCUGUUAUGAGAGGACAGAUCCUGAAUCUGACCCAAGCUUUGAAGGACGGAAAGAGUCCUAUCCAGUUAGUGCAAAUGCCCCGUGUGGUGGUGGAGAGGAGUCGUGGAGGAGGUCAGGGUCGUGUGGUUCAGCUUGGCAAUGCUUUCACCCAGACUUUUCACUGCAAGAGACCUUUUUUCACCUCCUGGUAAAGGACUUCAUAUGUCACCACAAGAGGGGAAACCGGGAGUUUCUAUAGACACACUGGGUGGAGGACUUUCUGAUAUAAAGACUUUUAAGGACCGUCGUGAAGAAUCUGAGGCCUUUUUCCCCAAAAACUUUCUUCAGCUCACUGCAUUGCACCAGGUCUGAAGAAAAUAGUCUGUUGAAACGUUUUGUGGAGCGAUGGCCUUUCUCAACUGCCAAUUAUUUUAUAAGUAUAAAUAGAGAUAUUAUAAAUAAAGGACGAUGCAUUUACGUGAUUUAAACUUGAAUAAUUGCUCGAAUGUAACUUGCAAGUUUACAUUUUACACUUCUGAGACAUUUCAGCACCAAGGAAUAUUGGUGACCUUGUUAUUUAAUAUGAUGAAUGUAUUUGCCGAUGAAUGUUCUAACGGUAUAUAAUAUACAUUGUUGAAUUUGGGUGCUUUUGUAGCCCCUGUUAAAGUAUCAAUUCCAUGUUUUUCUCUUACAAUCCUGUGUAUGCAUUUUGGACUUUAUUGCACCCAAGUGGAUGUAAAAGCAGAGCUGUAUAUUUAAAAUAAAGUGAAUAAAAAUAAAGCUUUAAACUUGGUAAAAAUU